UUCAAACAUCUCCGCCCACAAAAGUCAACUCCUCCGUCCUCUCUGUUUCUCUCUCAUCAAAUUCCUGCUACAUAUCACACAAAUUCCGCAAAAUUAUUUCUAUUCGUUAAAAGGGUUUCAUGAUUUAGUUCUAUAAACCUCCAAUUUCAAAAAAAAUUCAUCAAUUCUCUGUAAUUUUUAUAAAAUAUUCUGAAUUUUCUCUCUGUUUCUCUCUCAUCAGUUCAUGCUAAAUAGCAUACAAAUUCCGCAAAAUUAAUCCAGUUCGUUAAAAGGGUUUGAUGAUUUAGUUCCAUAAAGCUUGAAUUUUAAAAAAAAUAUCGUCAUUUUUCUGAAAAUUUUAUCAACUUUCGAUGGGAAAUGGUGUAGGGAAGCUUACGAUAUGUUUCACCGGAAACGACGUCGUUCACCGGCGAAAAGACACUUCGGUUAUCAUAUCCGACCCGUUAGAUGAUCUGGGUCACUCUUUUUGCUACAUUAGACCCGACCCGACUUGUAUUUCUUCAUCGAAAGUUCAUUCGGCCGAAGAAACAACUUUCCGGUCAAUCUCCGGCGCCGCCGUCUCCGCCAACACCGCCACCCCCCUCUCAACUGACAUAUACUCGUAUAACGCGAUUGAUAACAAAGCAUCGGCUUUUGAAAGCUCGACGUCUUUUGCUUCAAUCCCUCUUCAACCGCUGCCCAGGAACUGUGUUAACUCUGACCCGUUAUCGGGUCAUGUUCAGUUCUCGGGCCCGGUUGAACGAGGGUUUCUAUCGGGCCCAAUUGAACGCGGGUUUCAAUCAGGCCCACUGUUCCUGACUACCCUCUCAGGCUCCCUGGAAAAGGGUAGUCAGGAACAGGAGUUUCAGCGAAGUUAUUCGCAAGGGGGGUUUGGGUUAAAACAAAGGUUGAGAAAACAGUCGUUGAUUCGGCUUAUCCAACGGGCCAUUUCGAGGACUUUUGUUUCCGUUGGACAGAACCAGAACUCGGUUGUUGCACCGGUUGCUAAGAGUGUUGUUUCAUUGAAACAACACGAUUGGACUGGUGGGAAUUCGGAGAAAACGAAUGAGUUAACGAUUAGUAGUGCGAAUUUGAGCAGUGAAAGUAGUUUUUUAGAUGAUGAUGAGUGUUUUAAUCAUAGUCAGAAUCUUCAAUGGGCUCAAGGGAAAGCAGGGGAAGAUCGGGUUCAAGUGGUAGUAUCCGAAAAACUCGGGUGGGUUUUCGUCGGGAUUUAUGAUGGAUUUAACGGUCCGGAUGCACCCGAUUUCUUGUUGUCGAAUUUGUAUCAAUCGGUUUAUAAGGAGCUCAAAGGAUUGUUAUGGGAUGAUGAGGAUAAUACUAAACUUAACUCGUCGAAUUCGAGUUCUUCGGUGCAGUCUUUGGAUAGUUUGGAUUCUCAUGUAGAUGAUCAACGUGAAACAAAUCGAUUUUCAAGCCCAAACUCUGUCGAUUUGCAAGAAAGUUACCCGUCGGGGACAGAGGACUUAAAGGGCUCGCGGAGGAAGAGGAGCAAGAAUUCCAAGGGUAGGAAUCGGGUUUCGGAGAAUCAGCGAUGGUGGAAGUGUGAAUUCGAUCGCGAAAGGUUAGAAUUGGAUCGGAGAUUAAAAGAAUAUUCGAACUCAAACGGGCCCGAUUCGAACCAUUCGGAGGUUUUGAAAGCAUUAUCGCGAGGAUUAAAGAAAACCGAGGACUCGUUUUUGGAUAUCGCAGACCAGAUGCUCGACGAAAAUCCCGAACUAGCUUUAAUGGGUUCGUGUGUUCUUGUUAUGUUGAUGAAAGGAGAAGAUGUUUACGUGAUGAAUGUUGGUGAUAGUCGCGCAGUUUUAGCUCAAAAACCCGAGCCUGAUCUCUUUAGGCAAGAUCUCGAACGGAUAAACGAAGAGACUUUAUACGAUCUUGAGGAUUCGAGUGCUGAUAAUGGUGCGAUAAAUCCCAGCCUAACCGCGUGUCAGCUUAGCGUUGAUCAUAGUACCUCAGUCGCCGAGGAAGUUCAAAGAAUAAAAACCGAACACGUGGAUGAUUCUUGUGCGGUUGUGAACGAUCGCGUUAAAGGCUCGCUAAAGGUCACUCGCGCUUUUGGUGCUGGUUUCCUUAAGAAGCCCAAAUGGAACAAUGCAUUACUAGAAAUGUUUCGAAUCGACUACGUAGGAACUUCGUCGUACAUAAAUUGUAACCCAUAUCUUCACCAUCACAAACUCGGCCCGAGAGACCAGUUCUUGAUAUUAUCCUCGGACGGGUUAUACCAAUACUUCACAAACGAGGAAGCGGUUUCAGAAGUUGAACUCUUCAUUCAAUGGUCACCCGAAGGGGACCCCGCUCAACAUUUAGUCGAGGAAGUACUGUUUCGGGCCGCCAAGAAAGCUGAUAUGGAUUUUCACGAGUUGCUAGAGAUACCACAAGGGGACCGAAGGCGUUACCAUGAUGACGUUUCGGUUAUCGUCAUUUCACUCGAAGGAAGGAUAUGGAGAUCGAGCGUGUAAGUAAACGACACAUGUAUAUCGCGGAAAACUCCGAUCGGGUGCUCGGAUUUUUUGAUUUUUUUUCUUUUUUAUAUUAGAUACAUAUAACCAACCUUAGUUAUAAGUGUGUAUAAAAACUUUCCCAUGUUGAUUAAUACAAAUGUUUUAUAUAACAAUUCCUAUCAGAAGGAAAGUCAAAGAUCUGAAAUAUUAAUUUUGACUUUUUAAUAAAAAGGUCAAACAUUUCAAGUG
Helianthus annuus (common sunflower) is the source of this 2690-nucleotide messenger RNA. Its product is annotated as probable protein phosphatase 2C 23. Gene Ontology annotation, biological process: protein dephosphorylation. The transcript is spliced from 4 exons. Lineage: Eukaryota; Viridiplantae; Streptophyta; Magnoliopsida; Asterales; Asteraceae. The record is from RefSeq and is a predicted model, not a curated record. Gene Ontology annotation, molecular function: protein serine/threonine phosphatase activity. The coding region runs from base 351 to 2459 and encodes 702 amino acids.